AUGUUCUGUAAUACAAAAUCGAAUGCUUAUCCGAGGAAGAACGACCUACGUCCUAUCUCAAUAUUAAAUGCCAUUGGAAAAGUGUAUGAAAAGGUGCUACAUCCAAAAUAUCACACUUGGCUCAAAGAAAACAAGAUUAUUCCACAUCAACAGUCUGGCUUUCAAGCUAAUAUUCGUUUGCAAACCAGAGUACUAUCCGUCUAUGAAGAAGCUCGACAAUGUAUUGCAACAAAUCGACCAGGAUUGAUUCUGUUUGUUGAUUUUGUUAGUGCAUUCGAUAAGGUAUGGCAUAAAGCAUUACUUGUUAAGUUAGCACGUUUUCAUCUUCCAUCUCGUCUUUGGUUAUGGUUGAGGAGUUGGUUGUCUGAUCGUUCAGCCUAUGUGUCAUUCGGUGGUUUGGAAUCGGACGUUUUCUACAUCGAGUGGGGAUUACCCCAAGGUUCAGUCAUUUCACCUUUAAUUUAUAUUCCAUACCUUGCCGAUUUAGUCGAAAUCAAAGAGCCGGUUCGGAAGGAUAAGUUUUUUGCCGAUGACUGGAGUCUUUUCUUCUCUGUUCCGUAUGGUUUAUCUUUUUCGACUUCAUGUACUUUGUUGCAACGACAAGGACAAGAGGCGUUCGAUAAAAUUCAUGUGUAUUGUGAAUAUUGGUUGGUUGAGUUGAGUGUGACAAAAACGGUUGCGAUGUUGAUUCACUCACAGAUUCAAGUUCCAUCUUUGAAGUUGAUUUAUAAUGGACAUGAGAUCAAAUUUGUUAAUAAAUUCACUGAUCUCGAUUAUUUAAUAACAUCAAAAUUAGGUCUUGGCCAGCUUUUGAAUCUUCAAUGUUCUCAGAUUUUUCAUCUUUUCAAAUUGUGUCCGUGA
Molecule: messenger RNA, 861 nt
Organism: Didymodactylos carnosus
Lineage: Eukaryota; Metazoa; Rotifera; Eurotatoria; Philodinida; Philodinidae
Source: the annotation of a GenBank genome assembly